UGUGGCUGUUCACCCCACUCAGGUUCGACCUGCCCAUCAGGCGUACCCUGCCGAUACGAGACGUCCUGUGGUAUUGUGCUGAAACAUGCAACAUGGCAGCAGCCAUGGAAACUGAACAGCCGGGCCUUGAAAUCUUUGAAACAGCAGGCCGUGAGGAGCAGGUCCAGAGAGAGGAGCAGCCAAAACUGGAACCUUUCUACGUAGAAAGGCAUUCCUGGAGCCAGCUUCGGAAACUGCUCACAGAUACACGGAAGUACCAUGGGUACAUGAUGGCAAAAGCCCCUCAUGACUUCACCUUUGUGAAGAAAAAUGAUCCUGAAGGACCUCAUUCUGACAGGAUUUACUAUCUGGCAAUGUCUGGGGAGAACAGGGAGAACACGCUCUUCUACUCUGAAAUUCCCAAAACCAUAAACAAAGCUGCCGUCCUGUUGCUUUCCUGGAAGCCUCUUUUGGAUCUUUUUCCGGCCAUCCUGGACUAUGGGAUGUACUCCCGUGAAGAGGAGCUGCUGCGGGAGAGGAAGCGAAUUGGCACCAUUGGAAUCGCCUCUUACGAUUACCACCGAGAAAGUGGCACCUUUCUCUUUCAGGCUGGAAGUGGAAUUUACCACGUCAAAGAUGGAGGCCCUCAUGGAUUCACUCAACAGCCUUUAAGACCCAUUUUGGUAGAGACCAGUUGCCCAAAUAUCCGGAUGGAUCCCAAGCUUUGUCCAGCUGAUCCAAAUUGGAUUGCAUUUAUCCAUAGCAAUGACAUCUGGAUAUCUAAUAUAGAAACUAGAGAAGAAAGGAGGCUGACAUUUGUGCACAAUGAACUGGCCAAUGUUGAGGAGGAUCCAAAAUGUGCUGGCGUGGCUACUUUUGUGCUGCAGGAGGAGUUUGACAGAUACACAGGCUACUGGUGGAGCCCAACGGCACAGCCAACACUGAAUGGGGGUAAAGUUCUUCGAAUUCUUUAUGAAGAAAAUGAUGAAUCAGAGGUGGAAAUUAUCCAUGUCACAUCACCCAUGCUGGAGACAAGGAGGACAGAUUCCUUCCGAUACCCCAAAACUGGUACAGCAAAUCCAAAGGUCACUUUCAAGAUCUCUGAAGUGACAAUCAAUGCAGAAGGCAGAAUUGCAGAUGUUGUGGAUAAAGAGCUAGUUCAGCCCUUCGAGAUCCUCUUCGAAGGAGUAGAGUACAUUGCUAGAGCUGGGUGGACGCCAGAAGGAAAAUACAUCUGGUCCAUCUUACUGGAUCGCUCCCAAACUCGACUUCAGAUAGUCUUGAUUCCUCCUGCAUUAUUCAUUCCCACAGAAGAUGAUGCAAUGGAAAGACAGAAACUUAUCGAUGCUGUACCAGAUUCUAUUACACCUUUCAUUAUUUAUGAAGAAACAACAGACAUCUGGAUAAAUAUUCAUGAUAUCUUCCACGUUUUCCCUCAAACCCAUGAAGAUGAGAUAGAGUUCAUUUUUGCCUCUGAGUGUAAGACAGGAUUCCGGCACCUGUACAAAGUCACCUCAGUUCUGAAGGAGAGCAAGUAUAAACGGUCGUGUGGAGGCCUCCCUGCUCCAAGUGACUUCAAGUGCCCCAUCAAAGAGGAGAUAGCAAUUACCAGUGGAGAAUGGGAAGUGCUUGGCAGACAUGGAUCCAAUAUCUAUGUUGAUGAAGCCAAAAAGCUGGUGUACUUUCAAGGCACGAAAGACUCCCCUCUAGAGCAUCACUUGUAUGUUGUUAGCUAUGAGACUCCUGGAGAGGUGAAGCGGCUGACAGAACGAGGUUACUCACAUGCCUGCUGUGUCAGCCAGGACUGUGACAUGUUCAUCAGCAAGUACAGUAAUCAGAAGAGCCCCCACUGUGUGUCACUUUACCGACUGACAGGACCUGAAGAUGGUGCAGCUCACAGGACAAAGGAAUUCUGGGCAACCAUUUUAGAUUCAGCAGGUCCUCUUCCUGAUUACAUUCCCCCAGAAAUGUUCUCCUUUGAGAGCUCCACAGGGUUUACACUCUAUGGGAUGAUGUAUAAACCUCACAAUCUGCAGCCUGGGAAAAAGUACCCCACUGUGCUCUUCAUUUAUGGAGGGCCUCAGGUACAGCUGGUGAACAACCGCUUCAAAGGAAUCAAGUAUUUCCGUUUGAACACUUUGGCCUCCCUGGGCUAUGUCGUUGUUGUCAUUGACAACAGAGGCUCCUGUCACCGAGGGCUGAAGUUUGAAGGAGCCUUUAAAUACAAAAUGGGACAAAUAGAAAUUGAUGACCAGGUGGAAGGGCUGCAGUACUUAGCAUCACAGUAUGACUUCAUUGAUUUGGAUCGUGUUGGCAUUCAUGGCUGGUCCUAUGGAGGCUACCUCUCUCUAAUGGCUUUAAUGCAGAGGUCAGAUAUCUUCAGGGUGGCCAUCGCCGGAGCCCCGGUCACGCUGUGGAUUUUCUAUGACACUGGGUACACAGAGCGCUACAUGGGUCACCCUGACCACAACGAGCAGGGCUACUACCUAGGCUCUGUGGCCAUGCAAGCUGAGAAGUUUCCUUCUGAACCAAACCGUUUGCUGCUGCUACACGGAUUCUUGGAUGAGAAUGUUCACUUUGCACACACUAGCAUCUUGCUCAGCUUUUUAGUGAGAGCUGGGAAACCGUACGACUUACAGAUCUACCCUCAGGAGAGACACAGUAUAAGGGUACCUGAGUCAGGAGAGCACUAUGAACUCCAUCUGCUCUAUUACCUGCAAGAGAAUCUGGGCUCUCGUAUUGCUGCCCUGAAGGCAAUGUAACUGACCUCUGCAGAACUCUGCUCUACUGGCUGCUCUACCCAGCGAGGAGAUGGGAAACUAGAGAAUGGGAUGGAAUGUUGCAUUUUGGUGCCUGCCACAUGUACACACACACCCCCACACCCACAGAGACACUUUUUCAAAGUAAAUUUGGUGCCAUACAGGAAAUUAAAGCACGGUGACCUAAUAACUCUAAAGCUUAAGAUGUAAAUAAAAUCAAAUGUCUGUAGUAUCAUGCAGUACCAUGGGUGCUCUCUUGGGGGAGGAGCUGAAACUGAAAAUAGUGUACUUCUACAGCACCAGAUCUUCACUUUUUAAAAGCAUUAUGACAUAACUGAUGUCUUUUUACAGUGUGUUCCUUGGUAUCUUACUACAUAAUACCGGGUGAUUUACUCACUACACAGCAAGAGUUUACCUGAAUGGUUACAACUUGUAUUACAUUUUAAAUGCUAUCAUAUAGCUUUUAUGCUUCAUGAAAGAGAUGUGUCUCACUCAUUAGAAGCUGGUCACAAGUUAGACACAUCACCUAACUAGAGGUUAAUUGUUUUUUUAAGAAGAAAGACUUUUAGGCUGCUUCCUAAUGAAUUUAAAUUUUGGAUUCAGUCCAGUUGAUGCCAGGUUCUUUUUCAGCGAAUUCUUCUCUCUCCAGGAUAAACCAUGCCCUUUUUCCUUUCAGCAGCUUGAGAUCCUAUCCUGAUUGUACUUGAUUUCAGUGAAAUUAUAUUUUACUGUGAUACAGGCGUAACAAUCUUUGAGAUGCAAACUAACGUAAGUCAAAGAGCUGAAGCUCUGUAAAAUUUAAAACAAGCUUAAAAUGCAGCCCAUUUCUUGUUGACAUUUUUCCCUGAUACUCAUUCUGGAGCUGUGUUUGCAGGACUGUUUUUUUACCGUCACAGCAGCAUGAUAGAGAUAUAUGCAUCCUGUUAGGACUUUAAAGUUCAAUACUCCAUAAUUCAAAGGUCUGCAGAGGAUUUGGUGAAGUGAGACAUUACAAACACUACAUGGGAGGCAGUGUGAACUGUUUCAUUGAAUUUCCUGCUUUAUUGGAGGGACAGUUUCCCAGGCUCAUACUCUGUUCAGUCCUCCACCCCGGGUCCUUUCUAGCACUGCUGUGUAGCAUGAUUAUGAUGCUGUAUUUGAGAUCUCCCUGUCUCCUGUAUAGCUUAAAGUAACCCUGCUAAGCCUCAAGGGUAUAUAAUCCCAGUUGUGUUUUUGCUAGUGAGGUUUUAACUAAGCAGCAAGCUUGGCUGAAAAGCCUAAGCGUGUGAAGUCACUUUAACUUGCAACGGGUUCUUUAGGAUAGAAAUCCAUAGCAAAAUUAUUGCCUUUAAUCCAGGAAAUUCUCCCCUUGGGGCUUGCCUCUGAGCCUUCUCUAAGUUUUAAUGGUUUUAAUGGUUUUCUUAGAAACCUAAGAACUUCCUUUUCUUUCUGUUUUGGUGCUAGAGAGAAGCAGAGCAUGAUUUCCUUUUCAUCUUCUGAAAAAUCUGGAAUCACUCUCAGUGUUUACGCUCUUAGUACUCCACAUGUUGUAACCUUGUAUUUUCCUUGCUUUGGUAUUGUUCAGCUUGAUCCCCAAACUCUGGGAUUUAACAGAGCUUGGCUGUUUUGUAUCAAACUGCAUCGUUUUUCAGUUAGGCUGCUGGGCACAGGCACCAAAGCUUUGGAGCUGGUGCAGUUACAUGGUUGUAAAGUCAGUGUGUGAGAACAGGAUCUGCUUUUUGGGUUGCACAGGACAGCCAAAGCAAAAAGACUGCAGUAAAUGCACAUUUCCCUCAGAGUGGGGUUGGUGGUUUGGGCUGCUUUCUGGUUUUCACAUCACAGCAAAUGUAAGUGGAUGAAUUAAAAUAGCCAUUAGCGGGUUAGUAACAGGCUUACAGUUUUAUGUUGGGAAUUGCAUGGCUGGGGGGAAGCUCAGCUCUGGUGAAGUCUUCCCUUGGUGGCAAUUUGUGAUUUGAAGUGAUGGAGCAUCCCUGUGGAUGUACCGUUGGGAUGUAUCCCUAUAGCCAGGACUGAGAGAUGGAUUCAUGUGUUGAGGCAUUGAAACUAGAACCAGAGAGCAGUGAGUGGGGCCAGGUCUAAGCUGUUCCUGCAGAAUUCCAUUGUUCCUUCUGUGUCUAUGCUGUAUUAUAUAUACAUAUAUCUAUAUCUGUUCAUAUAUACAUAUAUGUAUAGAAUCACACCUGGAGAACAUCACCUUUCCCAGGUUGUUUAUAUUUUGUUCAGUAUUAAAUUAACUUGCUUUUUGGGGUGUUUUGGUUCUUUUUCUAGAGGUAAUUACCCUUGAAUGUAAAUGUGUCUGAUUUUUAAGAUGAAAUUGAUUUUUUUCUUUAGGAAAAAAAAAAAAAAGAACAAAAAUGGCCUUCAUCAAACAGUGCUUUUUGAGGAAAUGAAGAGCUAAAUGUUAUGCAAGUAAACCAGGCAAGGUUUUCCUUUAGCACAGGCUGUGACUAAAAGUGCUGACAUACAACUUUCUAAUAAUACAUCCUUCCAUUGUUUUAAAUACAUAUUGAAAAGCUAUUGAAGUCCAGCAUACUGUAAGUACUCUCUUUUGCCACAUAAAUUAUGUAUUUCCUUCUUUCCUACAUGUUCUUUUUUUUUCUUUUUUACAGUAGUUAAGCACUUUAAGACCCCAUUCUCUCUUAUCCUGUGGAAAUGCUGGGAGGAUUUACCAUCAGAGAUUUGUAGUUCUUGCAAAAGACUCCUGCGUGUAGGUGAAGGUGUGAGAGAAGCCUUACAUGAGGUCUGAUCCAGCCCUAUGCAGUCAACAACUCUAUUCCCAGUGACAAGAAGCACAAAGCCUGUUGCAUUUCAGACUGCUGAGGUAGGAAGGUGUCAGUGCUGAAGACUGAUGCAUCAGUAUUUUCAGGCUAGCAGUUUCUGCCACACCUCAUGGUGAAAUGUUGAUCCAGUGGUGGAACAUGGUCCAGCAGUCCAGCUGGCAUGGAGAGUGGUGGCUUUGCUCUGCUCUCUUCAUCUGGAGUUGCCUGCUCCAGGGUGAGGAGAUGGUACUGUCACUCAAGAAGAGGUUUCCAGCCCAUCUGAUAUUUGGAAUUAUGCUUUGACACUUCUUGCAUGUUUAAAGUGUCUUGGCUAAUGUGAGUUUUAAGCAGAACUAGUAAGGUCCUGAGGGAGUAAAUGCAAGGGAGGUUGUGGAGCAAAAAUACAUGAGGAGGAAUCAUCCCUGUGGCUCCCAUAACAACCGUCUGUAUUCCCCUUUAGAAGAUCUUCUGCUUUCAGCAGAGGUCUGCUCUGUGCCCAGCAGGAUGCCUGCUCUGAGCAGGAGCAGGAUGGAGCCUUCAUUUCUUGGUGGCUAUUAGUUGCACAGGUGUUUUUGAGAUUAAUGUUUUAAAGUCUUCGAUAAAAAUGGAAUAUGAGGAUCUGAGCAAUGAGUUGUGUUGAGUGUUGAUGCCAGCAGUUUGUUCUUGUUUGCAGUGGCUGGGAUUGAUUGUGCUAGUUUCUGGUGGAAUCAUGUUCUUUUGCCCUGUUUCAGCAUGGCUUCCAGUAAUUCCUCUUGAGUGUGAGCCUCAGAGCUGUCAGGUUUUCAUCCUCCACACGAGACUUGCACUCCCAAUCCCCCCAAACUCUUGUUUUCAAAUACAAAGUAGAAUUAGUAUCUACCCAGAACCCCUUGGUGAAAUAAUGAGUUUAAAGCAGCAAAUGAAGCUUUGAGAAUCAACUAACUUCAUUAUUUAGGCUGGAAAGUGCUUUCCCUGCUAUUGGCAUUUGGGAACAGGCUAUGGAAAUACUUUCUAAGCAGGAUGGUGUAGUAAUGCUGUAACCCUGGAGCAUCGUUGUGUCUGAGCCUGGGUGCUGAAUCACAGCGAGGCCUAGUGGGGCUCAGCCCAUGUUCCCUACCAGGAAUCACAGAUUCAUCGAGUGGUUUGGGUUGAAAGGGACCUUAAAGAUCAUCUAGUUCCAACCCCCACUCCAUGGGCAGGGACAUCUUCCCCUAGACCAGGUUGCUGAAGGCCUUGAAUGCCUCCAGGGAGAGGACGGCAGGAAGGGUGGGUUGUGUUUCUGCUGUGUGUCUGUGUAAGGCAGGCUGCUUGGCUGCUGCUGUGGUGCUCAGCUUCUGUCCAGGGGAUAACAGAGCAUAAUUAACUGACUCAGCCAGGUGAGGACACUGCCUUGGUUUGCCUGUUUACUCGAGUAGAGACUUUGCAUAGUGCCCCUCAGUUCUCUAGGCCGCUCCUUGGGAAGGGGAAGAGAGAUCUUUGUGCGUUUUUUACUGGGCUGUUCUGCACAGUAAAGUUCAGGUGUUUAAUUUUAGAACAUGAAGUGCCUGCUGUUUGCGUUAACAAAAUUGCAUGUCUCACUCCAGUGGGUUUAUUGGUCUCCCUCCCACCCCCCACCUCUCUAGCUACAUGGCUUUUAAUCAUGUAAAGUGGAGACAUUAGUUUUGCUGCGUUUUAUUACAAAACCUUUGUUGCAAUAAAGAUGCUGCUAAAUAAAUUGAAUUAAAUGGUUCCCCCCCUCCCUCCUA
This is a messenger RNA of Pogoniulus pusillus (Red-fronted tinkerbird), 7221 nucleotides long. RefSeq names its product dipeptidyl peptidase 8 (gene DPP8). The coding region runs from base 93 to 2741 and encodes 882 amino acids. The record is from RefSeq and is a predicted model, not a curated record. Lineage: Eukaryota; Metazoa; Chordata; Aves; Piciformes; Lybiidae. Gene Ontology annotation, biological process: proteolysis. Gene Ontology annotation, molecular function: dipeptidyl-peptidase activity; serine-type peptidase activity. The transcript is spliced from 20 exons.